AUCCCGGUGAUGAUGACGACGAUGACGCUGAUCCGCCGCCGCCGCCCAUAAAGGGCCCGCGGGUCGGCGGAGCAGGCACCCGCCGCAGGGAGGAGGCUGAGGCAGGGAAGGCGGAGGCAGCCGGGAAGGAAGCAGCAGGAGCAGCGGGGCGCCCAAUCCCGGAAGGCGGAAGGUGCUGCGUGGGAUCAGGGCCAUUCCUUGGAGACAGACUGCUCCCGCCUCCCUCCCCUGACCCCAUGCUCCCCCCUUGGGAGCCCCGGGGCCUCCUCUAAGGAGCCCCCCUCCCUCCCUGCCAUUUCCUCCUUCCCCCCUGCCGGUGCCCAUGGAUCUGUGGCCCCCCUGGCUGCUGUGGUGGUGCACUCUCAUGGCCGCCCUGGGCAGAGGCACCCCCCAGGGUCCCCCUCGCGUCUAUACCAACACCUGGGCCGUGAGGGUCCCGGCGGGGCCCCAGGAGGCCCAGCGUAUUGCCAGGAAACAUGGCUUCCUCCACGGGGGACAGAUCAUUGGAGACUAUUACCACUUCUCUCACCGGGCCGUGGCUAAGCGCUCCCUCUCCCCACACCGGUCCUGGCACAGUGCAUUGGCCAGAGAGCCACAGGUACACUGGCUGGAACAGCAGGUGGCCAAGCGCCGGAGCAAACGGGAUGCCUUCCUGGAGCCUACAGACCCAAAGUUCCCUCAGCAAUGGUACCUGUCCAACCCCAACCAGAGGGACCUGAAUGUGCAGGAGGCCUGGCAGCAGGGCUACACUGGGCGUGGCGUUGUGGUCUCCAUCUUGGACGAUGGCAUUGAGAAGAACCACCCGGACCUCGAAGCCAAUUAUGAUCCAGCCGCCAGUUAUGACGUGAAUGACCAGGACUCAGACCCGCAGCCUCGCUACACCCAGAUGAAUGACAACAGGCACGGCACUCGGUGUGCAGGGGAAGUUGCCGCAGUGGCAAACAAUGGCAUCUGUGGUGUAGGUGUAGCUUACAAUGCCAAGAUCGGAGGUGUUCGCAUGCUGGAUGGAGAGGUAACGGACGCCGUGGAAGCCCGAUCCUUGGGUCUCAACCCCAACCACAUCCACAUCUACAGUGCUAGCUGGGGCCCCGAGGAUGACGGGAAGACAGUGGAUGGCCCAGCCCGGCUGGCUGAAGAGGCUUUUUACCGGGGAGUCAGCCAGGGCCGCAACGGUCUGGGCUCCAUCUUUGUUUGGGCCUCAGGGAACGGCGGCCGGGAGCACGACAGCUGCAACUGCGACGGCUACACCAACAGCAUCUACACGCUCUCCAUUAGCAGCACCACCCAGUACGGCAAUGUGCCCUGGUACAGCGAGGCCUGCUCCUCCACCCUAGCCACCACCUACAGCAGCGGCAGCCAGAACGAGAAGCAGAUUGUGACGACUGACCUGCGCCAGAAAUGCACCGAAUCGCACACUGGCACCUCCGCUUCUGCCCCACUUGCUGCGGGCAUCAUUGCCCUUGCUCUGGAGGCCAACAAGAACCUCACCUGGCGCGACAUGCAGCACCUAGUGGUGCAGACCUCCAAGCCGGCCCACCUGAACACCAACGACUGGGCCACCAACGGUGUGGGGCGGAAAGUCAGCCACUCCUACGGCUAUGGACUCUUGGACGCCGGCGCCAUGGUGGCCCUGGCCAAGAACUGGACCUCAGUUGGGCCUCAGCGGAAGUGCAUAAUUGACAUCCUGACGGAGCCCAGGGAUAUCGGGAAGCGGCUGGAGGUGCGCCAGAAGGUGGAUGCCUGCCGAGGGAAGGCCAGCGCCGUUGGGCAGCUGGAGCAUGUCCAGGCCCGCCUGACCCUCUCUUACAACCGCCGGGGGGACCUGGCUAUCCACCUGGUGAGCCCCAUGGGCACCCGGUCCACCCUGCUGGCUGCCAGGCCCCACGACUAUUCUGCUGACGGCUUCAACGACUGGGCCUUCAUGAGCACCCACUCCUGGGAUGAGGAUCCUGCAGGGGAGUGGGUUCUGGAAAUAGAGAACACCAGCGAAGCCAAUAAUUAUGGAACCCUCACCAAGUUCACGCUGGUCCUGUACGGGACGGCUACGGAGCCCCCGGGCCUCUCCAACCAGUUUGAGAGCAGCGGCUGCAAAACCCUUGCGACCGGUCAGGCCUGUGUGGUGUGCGAAGAGGGCUUCUUCCUCCACCAGAAGAGCUGCCUGAAGGCCUGCCCACCCGGCUUUGCUCCGGGUCCACCACCUCCAACGGCCCCCCUGGAGAACAGCCUGGGCCCCCACCUGCGACCGCUGCUCUGCCUGCCCUGCCACCCCUCCUGCGCCACCUGCCUGGGGCCCGGGGCCACCCAGUGCCUCUCCUGCCCAGUGCACGCCCAUUACAACAGCCAGGAGCAGAGCUGCUCUCACCAGACCCAGAGCAGCCGAGCCUCUCCUGCAUUGGGAGCCAAUGGCGAAGGCGGGGCGUCGGCAUCCCUGGCUGGAGGGAACUCCAACCUCCCGGUCCUGGUGGCCAGCCUGAGCUGCUUCUUCAUCGUCCUGGUCUUCGUCACGGUCUUCCUGGUGCUGCAGCUGCGCUCCGGCCUGCGCCUGCGUGGGGUCAAGGUCUACUCGCUGGAGAGCGGCGGCAUCAUCGCCUACAAGGGCCUGCCUUCGGACGCCUGGCUGGAGGAAGAGGAGGAGGAGGAGAACGACGACCACCGGGGCGGCGAGCGGACUGCCUUCAUCAGAGACCAAAGUGCCCUUUGAUGAGCCCGCACCCCCUGGAGCGUCAGGGGCAGGAAGAGGAAGGCGGGGACGGAGCUGUGCGGACGGAGUCUCUUCCCCCGCGGCCCUUGGCUCCCCUUCACUCUUCCACGAGAGAGCUGGACUUGGGUCCAGUUAGCGGAGGGGUGGCACUCUCGCUUCCUGGCUCUGGUUUGAACUCGCCAAAGUGAUUUUUCUACACAGAACCAGUUUGCCCCACUGCUGGUGGUAGCGAUGGGGUGGAGGCGGGGCCGAGGAAGUCCCUCCUCCUUCCAUGGCCCCUGCCCCACUAUUGGCAUUGGCCAAGCCCCCUCCUUCCCUCUGCGCCAGCCUUGUACCAGGCAGCCUGAGGGGCCCCCUCUUUCGGAGGCCCCUUCCCAGCCUUCUCCUUGCCUCGCCAGACUUGCCCUGUGCAAUAGAGUGGGGCUCCUCUUCAAGGGGCUUCGGGAGGGAGGAAGGGUGGGGGCCACGGAGCCUUUCCACUGCCUCCUGUUGUGCCGCCGCUGCCGCUGCCGCCACUACUGCUGCUGCUAGGGGCCUUCCUUCUUCCCUCCCUCCCUCCCUCACUCUGUCGUUGCUGCCUCUCCUCCAAGGACGACGACAACAACAACAUGGCCGCUCGCUUGCCCCCGAGCUGCCCCUUCCCCAGUGCCCCCUGGAUCCACCCAAAGUCACUGGAGCUUCCACCUGUCCUCAUGUGCCUUGUUGCCCCCUCCUCUCGGAUGACAAUCGGAUGUGGUCCUGGCGCCUGACCGCUUGACCGCCCGCCCGCCUUCCUUCCCCAUCCCGCCGGUGCCCCUCCCUCCCUCCUCUCCUCCCUCCCUCCCUUCUGUGGGGCAGGAGGGGGGGCACCUGAGGGAGGGGAGUUGGGAGGGAGGGCGGGAAGGGGGUCGGGGCAGAACGGGCUGUGGCCCAGGACUCCUUUUUCUAUAAUAACUCUUUUGGUGCACAAAUUAUUUCUUGUAAUUUAAAACAAGGAGCCAAUUCCUGUGGCCAGUGUUUUUUUAAUUUAAUGGAUGUGGAUAUAACGCUAGAGAGAUUAAAAGUUUAUUAAAUGUUGGAACUAUGCAAAA
Anolis sagrei ordinatus is the source of this 3771-nucleotide messenger RNA. RefSeq names its product furin, paired basic amino acid cleaving enzyme (gene FURIN). Gene Ontology annotation, molecular function: serine-type endopeptidase activity. Gene Ontology annotation, cellular component: Golgi membrane; trans-Golgi network. Gene Ontology annotation, biological process: peptide hormone processing. NCBI's taxonomy places the organism in Eukaryota, Metazoa, Chordata, Lepidosauria, Squamata, Anolidae. The record is from RefSeq and is a predicted model, not a curated record.